Molecule: messenger RNA, 2106 nt
Organism: Puntigrus tetrazona (Sumatra barb)
Lineage: Eukaryota; Metazoa; Chordata; Actinopteri; Cypriniformes; Cyprinidae
Product: RING finger protein 212B-like
Exons: 8
Coding region: 12-602 (196 amino acids)
Biological process (GO): reciprocal meiotic recombination; homologous chromosome pairing at meiosis; protein sumoylation
Cellular component (GO): synaptonemal complex
Molecular function (GO): SUMO transferase activity
Source: RefSeq, a predicted model, not a curated record
AUAGUAGUGAAAUGAACUGGUUUCACUGCAACAACUGUUACGUGAGAGAAGGAAAAAAGUUUGUUGUGUCCAGCUGUGGCCAUAUAUUUUGUGAGAACUGUGUAAAUACAAGUCAGUGCCGAGUUUGCCAUGCCAACUGUAACUACCUUCACAUAUCUGAUCAGAUGAAGCCACAAGAAAAGAUGUUUUUCAAAGAUCCAGUGAAACUGGUUCAGACUCGAUUGGAACAUAUUGCACAGAUUGCUGUUUUUCAGAAAAGGCAGAAGGAGCGAGUCAUUUCAUUCUUAAGAAGCAGGUCUAUGGAACUCGAACGAAAGGUGAAAGAAGUUCGUGAUCAGUGCUACAGGCAAGUGUCUGAGCUGAAACAAGAGAAUGAAGAACUGAAAAAGCCGCUUUCUCAGAGGAGAACACCCCCAGGGUCAUCCAUCUCUAUGUCAAGCAUGAGUUCAGUACAUGGUUUCAGGACACCCAGUUCAGUUAAUACUCCCACAAGAAUUGACUAUUCUUCCCUUCUCAUAAUCCGUAGGUCCCAACAUACAACCCCAAACAAUUUUCAGGUCCAGCUUCUGGCUAGGCCUACACUCCAGUCCCCAAGGACAUAAUCAAUAACCAUAGGUAGCUAAAUCAGGUCUUUAGAAAGCCACUUCAUUAAUGCAUCCACAUCACCUAAAAGUUGAGUGAUCUACUUCAUGCAUCCUUCAUAUCAGUAGAAUUAUAAUUGACAUGAAUUUAUUUGAAAAAUACAAUUUUCAGUUUAUUUGAAAAUGGCACAGAUAAAAGCUUUAUUGGGUCAUAGAUGUUUUUUUCAUUUAUGUUGGUCUCUCAGUAUCUCAAGUAUUUUGAUUAUUUUUGAGAUGAGGUUAUUGUUAAGAUUGAAAUUACACACAAAAUGUAAACUACCCUGCUUUCAUUUUCCAGUGGGAAAAAAAGUAAUUGUAUUUGCAGUUAAAAGAAAAAAAAACAUUAAAUGUGAUAUUCAAGAAUAUUUUCACAUAUCAACAUUUUGCUAACUGGGCUCAGUUACAAUAAAAAAAUAAAUAAAUCAGUCAAAUAAAUAACAUUAUUUCCAGAUUAUUAUAACAGAAACGUGAAACAGCUACAUGAGGAAUGUCUCAAUCAAUUUGUUGUAUUUUAAUUAACAGCAGUUAAUGUUAAUGUUCCCUUUUUUAGUUGGAAUUUGACCACAAAACAGAGACAUAAUGUAUCAUUAAGCAUAUUAAAAGAUCUGGGCUGCGUUUCUCAAAAGUAUCUUGAUUGAUGUAGGUCGUAGUGGUCAUGAUUCUUUUGGGAAACGCAGCAAUAAACUCAGCAUACAACUCUCAUACAUAACCAAAACUUGUGCAUCUUUGUUGAUAAAUGAAAUACCGAUGAAUUUAAACCUUACAUUAAUGCUAAAUACAGGUCUACUUUAAAUGAGGUCAGAGUUAAACUUAAUGCUAUAUUUUUUUCCUAAUGAAAAUACGGUACCAAUUGUAUUGAUAAUUUUUUAGCGGUGGCAGCUAAUGUGACCAUCACACACCACAAGACAUCUUUGACAUGAUUGAUGUCAAGAAGUUAUCUGAACAGAAUGCAACAGCGAGUUAAACAUAAUCAGUCAUGUUUUAUUUCAAUGCAACGUUUUGCCUCCCUGAAACUUUACAAGUUUACAGACAAUAAGGCACAAGAUUUUGCAAAAACCAUGGCUUUUGUUGUCUUUUCACUGCAGUGGGGUAGGGAUGUAUUCAAAUGAAAUGUUUAUACACAGGGAAGUAGCAUUCAUGGAUCCAUAAACCUCUAAGUGCGGAAUGUUAAAGAUAAUCGGAGGGCAAUAUAUAAUAUAUAUAUAUAUGCCGUAUGAAUCUUAAAUCAGAUAACUACAAAUUGACAAAAACAUGCCCUUGCAUUGCUAACGUUACUGGUCCAAAAAACUAAACUACAGUACCUAAUAGAUAACCAAGCCAAGGUUUCUGGAAAUCUAAACAGUUUGAAUAUCAUAUCAGUUCUAAGAAGCAGCAAUUAAGGCUCUAAAGGAUUACUAACAAAAAUACCAACAACACAAACAUAAGAAACUGGAGGAACAACCAGUGUACAGAUGACUCCCAGAGCAUCACAGGAACAUUACUUAUU